AUGUCCGAUACUGAGAAUGUUCCAACAGAGGAACCUACGGAAGUUAUGGAGGAUCACGAAGAGACAGAGCAUGAAAAUGGCACAACGUGUUUUUAUACAAAUGACGACGAAAUACGAACGGUCUUCUCUGAUCCAGUUAACUUCAAUGUGAAACACCCACUAUUUAAUAGCUGGACGUUAUGGUUUGACAAUCCAGGAAAAAAAGCAAAUACGGCAAGUUGGUCUCAGAACUUAAAAGAGCUGAUCACUUUCGAUUCCGUUGAGGAAUUUUGGGGAGUGUACAAUAAUGUUGUCAAAGCUAGCGAAUUAUCUGCUGGUUCCAAUUAUCAUCUUUUCAAAAAAGGAAUAAAACCGAUGUGGGAGGAUUCAGCAAAUGAACAGGGUGGUAAAUGGGUUAUUCAAUUUCCUCGGAAUAAAACCGGUGACGAUAUCAACGACCUCUGGCUUUUUACGAUGCUCGCAUGUAUAGGAGAGUCCUUCGAUCAUGCAGAUGAGGUGUGUGGCGCGGUAGUUUCUGUCCGAAAAAUUUUUUACAGAAUUUCUCUUUGGACGCGUACGUCAAAUAAAGAAAUCUGCGAACCUCUAGGACGUCAAAUGAAACUAACUUUAAGUUUAAAUCCAAACCAACAACUUGAAUUUCAACCACAUUCUGAGUCUAUUAAGAGUGGUAGUCAUAACAAAGACCGUCUUGUUGUAUAA
This is a messenger RNA of Dentiscutata heterogama, 699 nucleotides long. The record is from the annotation of a GenBank genome assembly. NCBI's taxonomy places the organism in Eukaryota, Fungi, Glomeromycota, Glomeromycetes, Diversisporales, Gigasporaceae.